GUGACCCUUGACCAGCGGUUGCCAUGGCGGCGCCCAGCCGCGCGGCCCGGCCGAGGGAAGAUGGCGGUCGCGGGCUGGCUGGAGAGUCUGCGGGCGGCCGAGAAGACGGCGCUGCUGCAGGACGGGAGAAGAAAGGUGCACUACCUGUUCCCAGAUGGGAAGGAGAUGGCCGAAGAGUAUGACGAGAAAACCUGUGAACUACUGGUGAGAAAGUGGCGUGUGAAAAAUACCCUCGGAGCCUUGGGCCAGUGGCAGACUGAGGUGGGAGAGCCAGCACCCCCAGGAGCAGGGAGCCUGGGGCCUGAACUCAUCAAGGAGAGCACUGCCAACCCCAUCUUCAUGCGCAAGGAUACCAAGACGAGCUUCCAGUGGCGGAUUCGCAACCUGCCCUACCCAAAAGAUGUCUAUAGUAUGUGUGUGGACCAGAAGGAGCGCUGCAUUGUCGUCAGAACCACCAACAAAAAGUACUACAAGAAGUUCUCCAUUCCUGACCUAGACAGAUACCAGCUACCUCUGGAUGAUUCUUCACUGAGCUUUGCUCAUGCCAACUGCACCUUGAUCAUCUCUUACCAGAAGCCCAAGGAAGUCUUAUUGGCAGAGUCUGAGCUGCAGAAGGAGUUGAAGAAGGUCAAGACAGCACACAGUGGUGAUGGGGACUGCAAGACCCAGUAGACCCCUGAGCCUGCACCCUCUGGUGGACAAUGGUUGAGAUGCUGCUUCUUGCCUGCCUGAGACUUGAGGCCAAGGCCUUUCCUACACAGGCCGCACCACUUCUAGGAGCUUCUGAGGCUCAGUAAGAACCAGAGACUGGACUAUCAUUGUGUCCCCCUAACCCCCAAGUAAAUACAUUGUCGUGUAACUGUUAACUACCA
Molecule: messenger RNA, 872 nt
Organism: Suncus etruscus (white-toothed pygmy shrew)
Lineage: Eukaryota; Metazoa; Chordata; Mammalia; Eulipotyphla; Soricidae
Gene: DPCD
Product: deleted in primary ciliary dyskinesia homolog (mouse)
Exons: 6
Coding region: 61-672 (203 amino acids)
Source: RefSeq, a predicted model, not a curated record